AUGUCGGAGAAGAUGACCCCAAUAGAUGGCGACAGCCAGAAGAAGCGCGUUUGUUACUUUUUCGACUCAGAUAUUGGUGGUUUUCACUAUGGGCCUGGUCAUCCGAUGAAGCCCACUAGAAUACGCAUGUGUCACUCCCUCGUCAUGAAUUACGGCCUAUAUAAGAAGAUGGAAAUCUUCCGCGCCAAACCUGCCACAAAACGCGAGAUGACGCAGUUCCAUUCUGAUGAAUAUGUCGAAUUUCUGGCUCGGAUAACACCAAGUAACAUGAACUCAUACGUGAAGGAGCAGCACAAAUACAACGUGGGGGAUGAUUGUCCUGUUUUCGAUGGCCUCUUCGAGUAUUGUUCAAUUUCCGCUGGUGGAUCCAUGGAGGGUGCAGCUAGACUGAGUCGCGAUAAAUGCGAUAUUGCAGUAAAUUGGGCGGGCGGAUUGCAUCAUGCCAAGAAGAGCGAGGCUAGCGGUUUCUGCUACGUUAAUGACAUCGUUCUGGGCAUUCUAGAGCUGUUACGAUACCACAACCGCGUGCUCUAUAUUGACAUCGAUGUGCACCAUGGAGAUGGUGUCGAGGAAGCAUUUUAUACCACUGACCGUGUCAUGACCGUCAGCUUCCAUAAGUACGGAGAGUAUUUCCCUGGAACUGGAGAACUUAGGGACGUCGGUGUCAUGAAGGGUAAAUACUACGCUCUGAAUUUCCCGCUUCGUGAUGGUAUUUCGGAUGAAAACUACAAGUCUGUCUUCGAACCAGUCAUUCAAAACGUGAUGGAAACAUAUGACCCCUCUGCUAUCGUGUUACAGUGUGGAACUGACUCUCUAUCUGGCGACAAGUUAGGAUGCCUGAAUUUAUCCAUGCGAGGGCAUGCCAACUGUGUAAAGUUUGUUAAAUCAUUCAACAAGCCGUUGUUGCUUCUCGGGGGAGGUGGAUAUACCAUGCGCAACGUCAGUCGAGCUUGGGCGUAUGAGACGGGUUUAGCUGCGGGUGUAGAACUUGGGCCUGAAAUCCCUGUAAACGAGUAUUACGAAUACUUCGGACCUGAUUACGAGUUGGAUGUGAAAUCCUCGAAUACGGAUGAUCUCAAUACUCCCGCGUACUUGGAUCGCGUCAAACGAAUUGUCCUAGAGAAUCUUCGACAUUCAGGUGGCCCACCCGGUGUUCAGAUGACAGAUAUACCCACCAUGCCGAUAGACGCCCAGAUGGACGACCCCAACGAAGACGAAGAUCUCAUUAAUCCGAACGAGAGGCGGCCCAUGCGUUUGCUUGACUCGAGACGGCAAGCUGAUGGCGAAUUAUCCGACUCAGACGAUGAAGGAGAGGGUGGCCGAAGGGACCACGCUACAUAUCGCAAUGGCGACAGUGACGGGUUGAAUGGAACUCACAAAUUCGGCAUUGGCGGUGGGAUCCUGAGCUCUGGCGCUGCACAUACCCACGGUGCUGGACCCAGUGGGCAUACUACCGUCGUUCGGAUGUUAUCCUCCACUGUGGACAUGGAGGUUGAUACUCCAUCGACAGAAAGUGGAGCAAACGGCACAAGCGAUGCUGCGCCUCCUACAGCACCGCCGGCAUCGUCUGCGUCUGAAGGAGAGGCUAAGUCAGGCGCGCCAGCGGCCGAAUCCACCGUGCCCCUCGGCGACAAACCUGCCCCUGUUGUUCCCGAACCCAAGGACGAGAAGAUGGAAGUGGACUCUACGAACGCGCCCUGA
Molecule: messenger RNA, 1701 nt
Organism: Cyclocybe aegerita
Lineage: Eukaryota; Fungi; Basidiomycota; Agaricomycetes; Agaricales; Hemipholiotaceae
Source: the annotation of a GenBank genome assembly